Molecule: messenger RNA, 2728 nt
Organism: Sarcophilus harrisii (Tasmanian devil)
Lineage: Eukaryota; Metazoa; Chordata; Mammalia; Dasyuromorphia; Dasyuridae
Gene: GMNC
Product: geminin coiled-coil domain containing
Exons: 4
Coding region: 20-1087 (355 amino acids)
Biological process (GO): negative regulation of DNA replication; negative regulation of cell cycle
Cellular component (GO): nucleus
Source: RefSeq, a predicted model, not a curated record
CCUGUUUGGUAUCACCCACAUGCCUGGACCCCACCCCUUGUGUUGUAUUUUACAGAGCGCCGGUCUCCCCUGCCAAGAUCAGCACUUUGCAGGGGGCCAGAACUAUAAUUGCCCCCAUUCCACCUCAACGUCAGCAUCCAGUGUUGACGUUUCCAGGGAAACUUGGGUCUCUUUUUGGGCUGCUGGUCUCCUGGACAACAGAGAGCAGCAACAAGAGCCACAGGCAGAGGAGCAAUGCAAUGAUUUGGAGUUCUUGGUCCGUGAAGAUUAUGCCAGUGCAGGCAAUCAACUGUCUUCCCAACUCUACAGAAACAAGCAGCUCCAAGACACCCUGCUGCAGAAAGAGGAAGAACUUGCCAGGUUACACGAAGAGAACAACAACCUGAGACAAUACCUGAAUUCGGCUUUAGUGAAAUGUCUUGAGCAGAGAGCCAAGAAACUGCUGAUGCAGAAUGGACCCCCUCACAUCUACGGAUGUACAGAAAAUGGGAAGAGGAAACCAAAGGAGGGCAGGUACCCUGCCAUGGAUACGCCCCAUCCCAAGAAUGCCAAGAGAAACCUCUUUAGUGAGUUUGCUGCCUGUGAGGGGCAGCCGGGUCCACCUGUGGACUCAUGGGUCCUGAAAACCCUUGGAUUAAAAGACCUUGACACCAUUGAUGAUAGUGUGCCAGCUAACUACAGUGCCUUGCUCUCUCAGCCUGAAAGAAGCACAUUUCCACAGUUUGCUAGUGAGGAGUCCAGCUACGAACAUGGUGACAUGGGAGCUGGCGUUUCUUAUGAGAGCGGCCAGGUGGCACCCUUACAGAACACAGGCAGCCAACGGGAGGAGGACUUGGUCUUUUUCUCUGGGCUGCCCAACCAAUCACGUGCUUUACAAACCGUGUCUAACCUUUGUCCCCACUCUUUCCCCCCUUUCAUCUCACCCGGCUAUACCCCCGAUGUCUCGCCCAACAAAACGGAUGUAGUCUUUUCCACAUCCCUGACCCCCCACUGCCACGUGAAAACCCAUUCCUUCCAGCAGGGACAAGCUUUUGUGCGGCGAGACGAAGAAGGCUGGAAGUUUACUUGGGUUCCUAAACACUCUUAGGAAGCCCCCGGCCCAACUGGCGAGCACUGCCACAAACCUGCUGUGUUUACAAAGAGCUUUCUCACACUGGACCCUCAUCUUUUGGGACUAGAAAUAAUAUCCGAAGUCUUCCCUCCUCCCCUCAACUUUUCUACUUUGCUCCUUUCCCUUCUCAGUCUUUAGGGGAUCGUUUUACAGAAGCCACACUGAAACAUGUCUGUUACUCUUUCACAUGCUCCUUGGUUUGUUUACACAGAGGCACUUAUGGUCCACUUCCUCUCUUAGCCCUUGGACUUGAAAAGGUAUUUUUUUUUAGUUGUCUAUAGGUUGAAAACCUAAAUACACGGCUCCCAUGAUAACCAGUCUGACUACUUCUCUCCUUUAGUUAAGCAGUUUGCACAUUUGUGGUUUUGACUUUUGUUCUUUGCCUUGUUUUCUUCCUAAGCUGGUUGUCAGAAGGUGUGCGAGUAUGUGGAAUGUGUUUCAAGGUCAUUUGUCUACCAUCGCCCUCAGCCUAGGCCCAACAGGGCUAGCAAGGAGCCCUGAGCCACUGAAGGGCGUUGUGAACAAAGGGUGUGCUCAGAGGGGAAGCUGUGGGCUGCUCUUCAUGGGAAGAUCCUAGGUUCUGUUCCAGCUGCCACACCAUGGACAGCAGCCACCCCCACCUCCCACCCACAGAAAAGUGAUCAGAUUUGCAAGCAAUUGGGUUCUUUCUUAGAGGGCUCCAGCAUUUUGUCUCUAAACAGCAAUAUUCAAGGGAGAGGCUUUGCAUGAAGGAAUAAGCAUCCCUCUCCCCCCACUUCCCAGUAGAAGAUAAAUUGUCCUGCUUCCCACCCAGGGACGGCCUCUCAACAGCUUUUCUCUUUUGGUGCAAUUUAGUUCCAGAGAUGCUGCAUUGACUAAAUAGAAAGUCUUUGUGUACAGAGAAAUCAAGACUCUUGCUUUUAAUGUUAUAAAUGUCUACUGUGAAAUCAUCCGAAAAACAAUGCAGUCUCUUCAACCUGACAAUAGCCCACACUUUCCAAGCUAGCCGAGUCCAUCAUUUCACUUGGUGGUGGAGGCUGAAUAAUUAAGCAUCCAGAAAAUAUAGUUCUCUAGGAUUAGACGAUGAAGGUAUGCACAGAUAGGCUUCAAAUUAAAAGUCACUGACUCUGAUGCUCCCUCUCUUUAUUCAAACAAACAAUAUUCAUUUGCAGUAACUUCCAUGUUUCUAUCUCACCUUCUCUUAAAGAUGUUUUCCAAAAAAAAGGUAAAAUACAUAGAGAAAAGGUAUCUAAAGGCUGGAAUCUAAAUCCUUAAGGUUCACUUAAUUAUUCUGCUUUGUGGUGGCUAUUGAUUUUCUUCACCUGUAAAAUAUGUAGGGAAACAAAUGAUCUCACAGACAGAUGCUAGAAGGGCCUCCAAGCUAGUACAAGUCUAAUAUACCAAGAAGAAACUUCAUUCAUUUUUCAAACUCUAUUUCUAUCAGACUGAGAGUUCUCAGAAAAUUCAAACUACCAAAAUCUAUAUCAGCCUUUAAAUCGACACAGGGAAAUCUCCAGAAUCUUUGCAUUUGUUGGUAUAAUAUCUGAAGAAAAGAGAGACAGAGAUAGAGAUGGAGAAAGAGAGAUGUGAGGGAAGGACAGAAAGAGGAAGGAAGGGAAGGAAAGAGGGAAUAAGGGA